CGCAAGCUUGUCUGAAGGUCCUGACUGCGAUUGAUUCUGAGCUGCUGAAGAACAUCCUCGUGUUUCCCUCAUUGCCGAUUUCCAGCUCUAAACAACAGCUACUUGUGCAAGAUGCCGGCUGUGUCCCAGAUUUCCAGCGGCAUCUUCAAUGGCCUGAUUCGAAAAAAUGCUACCUGGCUAACGACCAUCUUCCUCGGCGCCUUCACUUUUGAAUUGGGGUUCGAAGGUGCAACGAACUCUAUAUGGGACAACUGGAACAAAGGCCGGCAAUGGAAAGACAUCAAGCACAGAUACAUGCAGCAAGCAGAAGAAGAGGAAGAGGAGUAGUUCGACUAGUACAGGGUGUUUGAAGGAUGGAGUUACAAUCACAACUGAGGUACCCAAGGAAGCAAGGGCAAGAGCAUGUCUGCUGUGAGGCGAGACACUCAGGAUGACUAUGUACAUAACCACGAAGGACGAGAAAAGCCCGAAAAUUAAAACCAGUUUCCGACCUUUCUACCCGCACCAUUUCCUGGCAGUUUCAGUGGCGGAUAGAGGCGGUCGCUGCAUCUCGUACAGAAUUGAGUACCCGCGAACCCGCUAUUGAAUGAGUAUCAAUGAUUCGGAUCAGGUACACUUGGUGGCGGUAGAAGCCGGAUAGGGAGGAUCGACUUUUGAAGGAUCUUUGUGCCCUGCCCUAUGACUGUGACAUGUGG
Cladophialophora immunda is the source of this 695-nucleotide messenger RNA. RefSeq lists its product as uncharacterized. Bases 112 to 327 code for a protein of 71 amino acids. The record is from RefSeq and is a predicted model, not a curated record. The transcript has 5 exons. NCBI's taxonomy places the organism in Eukaryota, Fungi, Ascomycota, Eurotiomycetes, Chaetothyriales, Herpotrichiellaceae. Gene Ontology annotation, biological process: mitochondrial electron transport, ubiquinol to cytochrome c.